Micropterus salmoides (largemouth bass) is the source of this 496-nucleotide messenger RNA. Its product is annotated as tissue factor-like. Gene Ontology annotation, molecular function: protein binding. Bases 123 to 494 code for a protein of 123 amino acids. Lineage: Eukaryota; Metazoa; Chordata; Actinopteri; Centrarchiformes; Centrarchidae. The record is from RefSeq and is a predicted model, not a curated record. The transcript has 4 exons.
UCCCCUAGCUCCCACACUCUGAGCAGCUUCUACCCAGAGAAAAUUGUAUCUACUUUUCCUGUGUUCAGAUAGUUUAAACAAGAUCAACGACUGAAGCAGAAAGGAUUUUGGGUUGUGUUACCAUGGCAUCUCUGAAAACUGUGCUUUAUCUGGGAGUCUGUCUAUCUGUUUGGAUCAUUACUACUGCAGAUAAGAACUUUGUGCCGGCUGCAGAGGAAGUACACUGGAUAUCUCUGGACUUUAAAACCACCCUAUUCUGGACUACUAAGGCAUCAAAAUACACAUACACUGUCAAGUACUUUAGUGAUGAUCAUGACUGGAUGGAGAGUCUUGACUGCAUCCGAGUGUCACAUUCAGAAUGUGAUCUGAGCAACUCCCUCCGUCCCUUCGACAGGUCCUACUAUGCUGACAUCUUAACAGAGCCUGCGACCAUGGACCAUGACUAUGACCUGGAUGAGUUCCCUCACACUUAUUCCCCACUUCAAUCCCUAUAGAG